Messenger RNA from Magallana angulata, 1736 nucleotides. RefSeq lists its product as uncharacterized. Bases 27 to 1691 code for a protein of 554 amino acids. NCBI's taxonomy places the organism in Eukaryota, Metazoa, Mollusca, Bivalvia, Ostreida, Ostreidae. Gene Ontology annotation, cellular component: chromatin; nucleoplasm. Gene Ontology annotation, molecular function: ubiquitin-protein transferase activity; zinc ion binding; protein binding. The transcript has a single exon. Gene Ontology annotation, biological process: positive regulation of DNA-templated transcription. The record is from RefSeq and is a predicted model, not a curated record.
UCAGAAUUUUCUCAAGGUGUCUGACCAUGGAUCCCAUGGGUAAUUGGGCUCAGGAUGUGUUACGGUGUCGUCUCUGCGAGACCCCGGGACCCCGUAUGUACUGUGACAUUUGUCACAUUCAUCUGUGUAAAGCCUGUGUUGGGGAGCACCUCUCAGAUGAAUCCACAGAACACAAAAUUGUGCCAUUUAAAAAGAGGGGAUUUGCUAUCAAAUGUCAGAAACAUUUUUCAAAAAUAUGCGAACUUUACUGUGAACAAUGCGGCGUUCCUAUUUGCGUGCAGUGUGCCUCAUCUAAAGAACACAAAGGUCAUGGAUUUGUUGAUGUUGUACAAACAAUAAUCAAUCAUAAAGAAAUGAUAUUGAAAGAUUUACAAGAGCUUGAGAAAUCCAUUUGUCCUAAAUAUCAAGAGAUUGCAUCUGAUAUUGCAGAUCAAAAAACUGAUCUGAAUAAAAACUCUAAGAAAUUGACAACAGCUAUUAACAGACACGGAGAAGACUUGCAUAGAGAAAUAGACACAGUGAUUAAGAAAAUGAAAUCAGAUCUUGGUGAAAUGGAGUCCAAUCACCUGGCUGUACUAAAUAAAAAGGAGAACGAAAUCAUCCGCACUAUUUCUGAAAUCAAACAGAGCAUUGCCGAUCUGAAAAAAUUACUGGACUCCAAUGAUAUUGCUUUCGUCUCUGCCUAUAAAUCAAGAAAUGCUGAGUUCAGAAGAUUGCCUCUUAAACUCAUUGUUUCCCUGCCAAGUUUUAAUCCUCAGAGAAUAAAUAAAGAACGUAUUCAUCAGCAGUUUGGUUCUCUUUCAGCAUUAGCUUUCAAAACAGAAGAACACUUCGAAAAAAUGAAUCCUACAAGUGCUGAGUCCUGUCCCACGGACAGACAGCUUAUUGAUGUACCACGAAUUAUCACAGACAUAAACACCGAACAUAAUAACUAUAAAAUCAGAUUGCGCAGUGUGUCUUGUCUAAGCGAUGAAGAUAUUUGGACGAGUAGCAGUGGCAACAUCAUUAGACUCUACAACCUGCAGGGGGAAUUAGUGAAGUCUAUCAAAACCAACUCAGGGAAUUGGCCAGAGGACAUAGCAGUGACAAGAAAAGGAGAUCUUGUUUUUACUGAUGAAAAUAGCUGUACUGUGAAUAUAGUUAAGAACACACAAGUACAUACGGUGAUCAGACUACGGGAUUGGAAACCUAGCGGUAUUUGUAGUACCUCCUCUGGUGACCUCUUGGUUGUUAUGAGAAGAGAUAAACAAACAAAAGUCGUGCGUUAUGGUGGCUACACAGAGAAACAAACCAUUCAGUAUGAUGACAAAGGACAAUCUCUCUAUUCAUCUGAUUUCAAUAUGUACAUCAAAGAAAACAGAAACCUAGACAUCUGUGUGUCAGACUUUGGAGCUCGUGCAGUAGUGGUCAAUCAGACCGGGAAACUCCGGUUUACCUACCAUGCUCCUCCUUCUACUACUAAGGGAUCAUUCAGUCCAUAUGGCAUCACUACAGAUAGCCAGGGUCGGAUCCUGAUAGCAGACUGUGACAACCACCGUAUCCACAUCCUGGAUCAGGACGGUCAGCUUCUGCGCCACAUUGAAAACUGUUAUUUAGAGUAUCCAUGGGGUUUAUGUGUGGACACCAGAGACAACCUUUUAGUGGCCGAGUACAGAACAAGAAGAGUGAAGAAAAUUCAAUAUUACAUGUAAAUAAACUGUGUUAAAAAAAUAUCCUACAUCAAAGAGUUGAAUGAC